Messenger RNA from Cynocephalus volans (Philippine flying lemur), 3561 nucleotides. RefSeq names its product ZFP2 zinc finger protein (gene ZFP2). Gene Ontology annotation, biological process: regulation of transcription by RNA polymerase II. The transcript is spliced from 4 exons. Bases 322 to 1974 code for a protein of 550 amino acids. Lineage: Eukaryota; Metazoa; Chordata; Mammalia; Dermoptera; Cynocephalidae. The record is from RefSeq and is a predicted model, not a curated record. Gene Ontology annotation, cellular component: nucleus. Gene Ontology annotation, molecular function: DNA-binding transcription factor activity, RNA polymerase II-specific; RNA polymerase II cis-regulatory region sequence-specific DNA binding.
GGGCCGCAGGCCUCGGCCGCGGCUGCGUCCGCCAGUCGGCAGCUCUGGCUCCUGAGGUAGAGGGUGAGUGCGGGGCCCACGGCUGCAACGCUUCGGCCGAAGGUCUCGGAGGCCUCCGCACGAGGAUCUCAGAACUGCCCAGCCAGGACCCCGCGGCUUGAGGGGCGGCCGGCCGCGGAAGAGCCCGGGGCAAGUCCUCUCUGCCCCUACGGAGCGCCGAGUUACCGAGAUCCUGGUGCGUCCCCUCUAGCUCCCGGGACCCAGGCCGCGCUCUGCCUCCUCUGGACUCUGCCCAACCCCUCAGGAAGGAAGGAGAGGGCAAUGGCUGCUGGGUUGCUGCCACUGGGAACCCAGAUUUUCUUGGAUAUUACUGCCAGAUUAAUCUACCAUUUAGACCUCUUAUUAUCCUGUCCAAACCAAGAAGAGAAAGCAUCGAUUGAGUCCUGUGCUCGGCUCUUCCCAGUGUCAUCAUCUAAUGUACUCAUCAUAACAAACCCACAGGACUGGGAGACAAGACUUGAAACCAGAGAGUCAACUCCAAAGCCCAACAGUACUGAAGAUUUAUUUCAUUGGGUAAUAAUGGAAAGGGAAGGUCUCUGGCAUUCUACUUUAGGGAAAACCUGGGAACCUGAUAAUUGGCUAGAGGGGCAACAGAAAAACCAGAAAAGACCUCUGGGCCAAGUGGCAGUUACCCAUAAGGAAACCCUCACUAAGAAAAGAGUAUGUGAAGGUAAUGAAUUUGAAAGAUAUUCCUGUCAAGGUUCAGUCUUUGAUACACAACAAAGCAUUCCUAUGGCAAAAAGGCCCCAUAAUUGGAGUUCACAUGGAAAAGAUGCCAAACAAAAUUCUGAGUUAAUGAAAACGCAAAGAAUGUUUGUUAGAAAGAAAAUCUAUGAAUGUAAUGAAUGCAGGAAAACCUUCAGUCAGAGUUCAUCCCUUCUUAAGCACCAGAGGAUUCAUACUGGGGAGAAACCCUAUAAGUGUAGUGUAUGUGGGAAGCACUUCAUUGAACGCUCCUCCCUUACAGUACAUCAAAGAAUUCAUACUGGAGAGAAACCCUACAAAUGUAAUGAAUGUGGGAAAGCCUUCAGUCAGAGCAUGAACCUUACUGUUCAUCAAAGAACUCAUACUGGAGAGAAACCCUAUCAGUGUAAAGAAUGUGGAAAAGCCUUCCGUAAGAAUUCAUCCCUUAUUCAACAUGAAAGGAUUCAUACUGGAGAGAAACCCUACAGAUGUAAUGAAUGUGGGAAAGCUUUUACCCAAAGCAUGAAUCUUACAGUGCAUCAGAGAACUCAUACAGGAGAAAAACCCUAUGAAUGUAAUGAAUGUGGAAAAGCUUUCAGUCAAAGCAUGCAUCUUAUUGUACAUCAGAGAAGUCAUACUGGAGAAAAACCCUAUGAGUGUAGUGAAUGUGGUAAAGCCUUUAGCAAGAGCUCAACUCUUACCCUACAUCAGCGAAAUCACACUGGAGAAAAACCCUACAAAUGUAACAAAUGUGGGAAAUCCUUUAGCCAAAGUACAUAUCUUAUAGAACAUCAGAGACUUCAUUCUGGAGUAAAACCUUUUGAAUGUAAUCAAUGUGGAAAAGCUUUCAGUAAGAAUUCAUCUCUUACUCAACAUCGGAGAAUUCAUACUGGGGAGAAACCCUAUGAGUGUAUGGUAUGUGGCAAACAUUUCACUGGACGAUCAUCCCUUACUGUACAUCAGGUUAUUCACACUGGAGAGAAACCUUAUGAGUGCAAUGAAUGUGGAAAGGCCUUCAGCCAGAGUGCGUACCUUAUUGAGCAUCAAAGAAUUCAUACUGGUGAGAAACCCUAUGAAUGUGAUCAGUGUGGAAAAGCCUUCAUUAAGAAUUCAUCCCUUAUAGUGCAUCAGAGAACUCAUACAGGAGAGAAACCCUAUCAGUGUAAUGAAUGUGGAAAAGCCUUCAGUCGGAGUACAAACCUCACACGACAUCAAAGAACUCACACAUGAGGAAAGUUUCACUGGCCACUUCAUUAUGAUUAAUCCUUCACUAAUAAUCAGAUAAGUCAUGUAAUGUAGAAACCUAGUAAAUGUAACAAUUGUGAAGAUCUUUUAGUUGAAGUACAGUAAGCCAUAUCAGAUAAUACAGAUCACUGCAGAGAAACCAUAUAAAAGUGGAGAAAUCUUCAUUCAGAAGAUAAAACUUACUUUAUAUCAGAAGGUGUAGGUAACUAAUGUUAUAAACAAUAGAGAUCCGUGCUGAAGAUAAGUUCUGAUAUAUCAUAAUGCAGAUUCUCCUUUGGACAGCAGAUACUUCACACUGGAGAGAAAGCAUGAGUGUUUAACUGGACAGACCAAAGACCUGGUAUAUAAAUCUAAUCUGCCACUAACUGGGACAAAUUACCUACUUUCAUCAUGUGAUAGUUUCCUUAUUUGGUAAAUUAGGGAUAUUUUAUUUAGAAGGUAUGCAGGAUGCCUGUUAGCUCUAAAAUGCUACAAACCUACAAAUAUAAUGAAUGCUCGGAAAUCCUUGAUCUUUUACCAUGUUGUAUAUGUUGUCUAGAUGCUUCUGCUCCAGAGUCUGGUUUCCUUGGAUGUUUUGAGUCAAAAUUUUUUACCUCUACCAACUCCUAUUACCUUUCCAUUCCCCUCCCCCUUCUACAUUCGUUUUCUCCCCUGAAAUACAGGCUGGUUUCUAUCAGGUGAUAGAAUAAUUAUAUACAUCUUAAUGCAAUAGCAUGCUGUUUUGAGUUCUCAUUAAUAGUCAUUAAAGUGUUAUUAAAUGAGCUGAUUGUUUAGAAAACAGUAUAACUUAAAUAUAGUCUUUAAGUACAUAGGAACCAAAUACAUGUUGUUGUGUUGUGUUCUGACUAUAGAAGUGGAAAAGAGAAAAGAAGGAAGGGCUGAACACUAAUAGACAUGUAAAUUUGACAUAUUAACAAAAUCUUUGCAACUCAAAAAAUAUUCAGGACAAUCAGGGAAAUUUUAUAGAUCUAUAAUUAUGAUAGUUAAGAAAGUUUCCUUUAUUUCACAUACCAAGUCCUAAAUAUGUGCUAGAUAUGAUUAGAAAAUCAAAAUGAAUAAGAUAUAUUCUUUGUUUUCUAAGGGCUAAACUAAGAAAGUAGGUGUGAUAGGAGAGGAAAAGAAGACAUGAGGUAGAAUCUAGAAAACGUGGUAACAGAUUAAUUGUGGCCACUUGAAUGAGAAGGAAGAGUCUAGUAUGACUUGAAUUUCUAAUUUGGGUGGAUGGGGUGCCAUAAUUAAAAACACAUGAAGUUGACCAAUUUUGUGGGGCAAUGAUGACUUCAGUUUGGGGAUAUUUUCAUGAGUCUGUGGGACAGCCAUGUGAAGAGUCCCAAUAGGCAGUAGAAUAAGUAGAAGGUCAUUGUUAAAGGGGAGUACUGUCAUUGAUGGGGUAGAUGAAGGAAAGAGGAAUCAGGAGAAGCUGAGAAUAAACAGCCAAAAGACAAAAGAAAAAGAGAGAGAAAAAUCAGAAGGUGGUGCCACAGAAGUAAAAGAAUUUUAACAUAGGGAUAAUAGUUAAUAUUGAUAGAUACUAUGGAGGAUAAAGCAAAAUAAAGAUAGAAAUAUCUGUCC